Molecule: messenger RNA, 627 nt
Organism: Paramecium sonneborni
Lineage: Eukaryota; Ciliophora; Oligohymenophorea; Peniculida; Parameciidae
Source: the annotation of a GenBank genome assembly
AUGACUUUUUAAUUACCUCAUAACUUCUAAAAUAGAUCAGUGUAACAAUUAGUAUAAAAUUUAAUGUUUGAAGAGUAUUUAGAGAGUAACAAUAUAUAAAGGAAUGUAUUUAUUUCAUCACCUUUGAAGAGUGGUAAAAAAAAGAUUUAGCUAUCAAAACAUAGAUAUAAUCACUUUUUGUAAUAAUCACCUAAUCAAUUAUAUUCUCCUGGAUUAUAAAAUAAUAAUUAGAAAGUGAUUGGAUUUAUUGCAAUGCAAAAGAAAAAGAAUUCAGUUCCUAUAAAUGCAUCAGUAAACUAAUUAAUUGAAAAUAAUGUUAGUCCUGCUAAUAAUGUGAUUGUAAGAGUAAGUAAAAAGGUUAAGGAUUACAAACCUAAAGAAAUUAGAGGUUUGUCAAUAUCUGAUCAUGUACCAAGAUAAAAAAUUUAGUUUCCUCAAAUUUAGAGAUUAACUUAAGCCAAAUAGUCAUCAUUUAUUUAUCCAGAAUUGAAUUUUAAUGAUGAGAACUUUGAAGGUUACAAAUUAAAAUCUGAAGAAAUGUCAUUAGAAAUAGAUGAAUAUAUGAGAAUGCAAAAACAUAACAAUAAUCCUAAUUUAUUACCAAAUAUCUAUUCAAGAUAUUAAUGA